Molecule: messenger RNA, 1491 nt
Organism: Menidia menidia (Atlantic silverside)
Lineage: Eukaryota; Metazoa; Chordata; Actinopteri; Atheriniformes; Atherinopsidae
Source: the annotation of a GenBank genome assembly
CAGAGUGAAGACAUAAUGCACAAGCUCACAAAGGCGCCACUGGCCUUUAACGGACUUGGCCGGUGUUUUAUAACAGAAAAGCACUUACCUGCUGUAAAUAUCAUCAAGAGAAGAUUAGUAUGUUCAGAGAAUGAGCGCGAUUCUGGCCAGAAUGAGGUUUAUGAUGUCGUUAUUUCCGGGGGAGGGAUGGUUGGAUCUGCUAUGGCAUGCUCGUUAGCCAUGGAUCCCAAUCUGGCAGGGAGGAGGAUCCUGCUGCUAGAAGCUGGCAACAAGAAAGUAAUGGACAAAGUGCCAGACACCUACAGCACUAGAGUCAGCUCCAUCAGUCCAGGCUCUGCCACCCUCCUCAGCGGUAUUGGCGCAUGGGAGCAUAUCACAAAGAUGAGAUGCAAGCCAUAUCAAAGGAUGCAGGAGAACCUGCAGGACGAGAUGGCCUACAUUGUGGAGAAUGACAUCGUUGUGGCUGCAAUCACCAAACAGCUUGACACCCUGUCUGAUAGCGUGCAAGUCAAGUACAGAUCUAAGGUGGAGAAGUACGGGUGGCCCAUGCCCCACCAGGCAGCCGACUAUGUCCCAUGGGUGCGGGUCACUUUGGCCAACGGGGAAACGCUCCAGACAAAGCUGUUGAUUGGUGCCGAUGGACCAAACUCAAUGGUAAGGCGGGAAUUGGGAAUACCGACGGUCAAGUGGAAUUACGACCAGUCUGCUGUGGUGGCAGUCCUGCGCCUGUCGGAGCCCACAGAGAACAAUGUGGCGUGGCAAAGGUUCCUCCCCACAGGGCCCAUCGCCAUGCUACCACUGUCGGACACAGAGAGCUCUUUGGUGUGGUCAACCAGCCAUCGGAUGGCGGAGGAGCUGCUGGAGCUGGACGAGGAGAGCUUUGUAGACGCCAUCAACUCGGCCUUCUGGAGUAAUGAGAACCAGUCGGAGCUAAUUGAGACAGCUGGCUCUCUGUUCAGGGGCGCGCUGUCCGCCAUCAUGCCGUCGGCAGGUUCACCUCGACAGCUCCCACCAAGCGUGGCAGGGAUCGGCCCAAAGAGCAGGGUCAUGUUUCCUCUGGGUAUGGGCCACGCAUCGGAGUACAUCCGGCACAGGGUAGCGCUCAUUGGGGAUGCGGCCCAUCGUGUUCAUCCACUGGCCGGUCAGGGAGCCAACUUAGGAUUUGGGGAUGUGGCUUGCCUCACACAGCUUCUGAGCCAGGCAGCCUUUAACGGGAAGGACCUGGGAGCAAUACAGCACUUGUUAGAAUAUGAGACUGAACGUCAGCGACACAAUCUGCCCAUGAUGGCUGCCAUCGACCUCAUGAAGCGGCUUUAUUCCACCAACGCUGCUCCUGUGGUUCUCCUACGCACCUUCGGUCUGCAGGCCACCAACAUGCUCCCCACACUAAAAGUAAGCACCCCCUUGCUCGAGCUUCACAUCUCGUCCAAUUUGGAGAUCAGUGGCAUAACAUCGACCACCUGUCAAACCUUAGCCCCGCCCACACGGUGA